GUCAUAUCUUUAACUUAACCUUCGAUAUCUUUUGUAGGAUAUCAUUAUGCAGGAGUUGGAUUGUGCCGCCUUUCUGACGUCUAAGUGGCAGGAUGAUCGACUUCAGUGGAAUGCGUCCGAUGUUGGAGGCAUGGAAAGUUUCUUCACUUAUCGUUCGGAUGUUUGGUCACCUCCACUUGUAAUUUCUAAUUCAGCGUACGAUGUGAAGAUCAUAAAUGAUAAUGGAGAUUUGGAAAGUAAUCCUGUACUCCUUCAGAGUAACGGAAGUGUCUUGUGGGUCACAGCGGUCAACCUUGUAUCACAGUGCACUGUUAAUAUAAAGUUCUACCCCUUUGACACUCAAAUUUGCAAAAUUAGAGUAGCCCCCAUGAUGUACCUUGAUGAACACGUGGACUUAAUGUCGUCUGCCCAAAAUGUGAACUUUGACCUGUACGAAGAAAGCGGUGAAUGGGACGUCGCCGACAGCAGUAUAAAUAAAAGAGAUUGGAUGCUUGGUGUUUAUAAGAUAUCUGUGAUUGAGUUUUCGUUCCAAUUAAAGAGAAAAUAUUCCUACUAUGUUUUAAACAUGAUCCUGCCUGUGAUUGCCAUUGCCUGGCUCGGGCCAUUUGUUUUCAUGCUACCGGUAGAGGGCGGUGAUAAGAUUGGAUUUUCUCUGACGAUUCUUUUAUCACUGUCUGUUUUGUUGUCACUUGUGUCGGACAGCAUUCCACCAACAUCAACUCAUGUCUGUGGUCUAAGUGUAUACUUGAUAAUGACUUUUAUAUUAUGUACCAUUGAGACGCUAGUCACGGUAUAUAUAUGUCGAUGGCAUAAAUGGGCUACCGAAGAAAAAAAGAUGGGACCUCGGGCUCAGAAAUUUACCAAAUUUUUAGCAAAAGUGACGCUCUCGAGAAAGCAUAAAGAUGAUACUUCAAGUGAAACGUCUGCGGCUGAGGAAGAUCCAAAACAAUUUAGGAAAAAGGGAUCAGUAGACAAGGCUUGGGAAACUGAAAAGGACCACAGCAAGAACUUUGAGAAUAUUUAUGAAACUCCCUACACCCAUCACGAUCUUAUUUUGUUUUUCGACAGGAUGAUUAUCGAGGAUGAUUACCGAAGAUAUUUACCGAGAACUGUUACCAAGGACGGUUACAGAUGUAAGUUACCGAUGGCGGUUAUCGAGGAUAUAGUAACCAAGGACGAACAUUCAGAAGGGUUACCGAGGGACGGUUACUUAGGAUGGUUACCGAGGACGGUCACUAAGGGACAAGAAAAAAGACGAGAACCAAUGAUAGAAGAAUGGACAAGAACAAAGACGAGUACCGAUAACAGAACAGGACAUGGACCGAUAACAGAAGAACUGACAACAAGACAACGGAAACGAGGACUGUUGACAGAAGAAUGA
Ruditapes philippinarum (Manila clam) is the source of this 1381-nucleotide messenger RNA. Its product is annotated as neuronal acetylcholine receptor subunit beta-3-like. The transcript has 9 exons. Gene Ontology annotation, biological process: signal transduction; regulation of membrane potential; monoatomic ion transmembrane transport. The record is from RefSeq and is a predicted model, not a curated record. Gene Ontology annotation, cellular component: membrane; synapse; neuron projection. Gene Ontology annotation, molecular function: extracellular ligand-gated monoatomic ion channel activity; transmembrane signaling receptor activity; neurotransmitter receptor activity. Lineage: Eukaryota; Metazoa; Mollusca; Bivalvia; Venerida; Veneridae. Bases 47 to 1381 code for a protein of 444 amino acids.